AGCUUUCAAUAUCAAUCAAUCAAACAAACCACCUUCAUCUGUGUGAGCGCUUCAUCGUUAAAGCAUACUACUUGCCAUCGCCAUCCAUCUUCUUCCGUAUACAUCCGAAGUUGAUUUCCAGAAAGUGUGAGGCCACGACUUUAACUUAUCACUUCCCGCCCUUUUCAAAUAAUUAGUGAGAGUGAGUGUUAAAACUGUUUUGUUUGGUUUAAAUUUUUUGAAUCCAACGAAUAAUCCUAUAAGCCAACUGGUCUCGUUAAGUGAUACAGUUGUUGUUGCAGAUUCAAACAUUUUUUGAAGAUUUGUUUUUGUUUUGCUUUUCAUUUUUGUCUUUUCAGUGAGGUUGAAAUAAAUCAAGACUUAUUCACUGUUCUAUAAACAGUUAUUUUUUUUAUUAAAUUAUCGCAUUAUAUCAUAAUUAAACCAUGUCUGAUCAUCAAGAGGCUGAUAUUGAUUCCAUUGUGGAUAGAUUAUUAGAAGUUAGAGGUUCUCGUCCUGGUAGACAAGUUACUUUAUCCGAACACGAAAUUCGUUAUCUUUGUACUAAAGCAAGAGAAAUUUUCAUUCAACAACCAAUAUUAUUAGAGUUGGAAGCACCAAUUAAGAUUUGUGGUGAUAUUCAUGGUCAAUAUUAUGAUUUAUUACGACUCUUUGAAUAUGGUGGUUUCCCUCCUGAAGCAAAUUACUUAUUUUUAGGUGAUUAUGUCGAUAGAGGUAAACAAUCUUUAGAAACCAUUUGUUUACUUUUGGCUUAUAAAAUUAAAUAUCCAGAAAAUUUUUUCAUUUUAAGAGGUAAUCAUGAAUGUGCUUCAAUUAAUAGAAUUUAUGGGUUUUAUGAUGAAUGUAAAAGAAGAUAUAAUAUAAAAUUAUGGAAAACUUUUACUGAUUGUUUUAAUUGCUUACCAAUUGCUGCCAUCAUUGAUGAAAAAAUCUUUACUAUGCAUGGUGGUUUAUCACCAGAUUUAAAUUCAAUGGAACAAAUCAGAAGAGUUAUGAGACCAACUGAUAUUCCUGAUGUUGGUUUAUUAUGUGAUUUAUUAUGGAGUGAUCCUGAUAAAGAUAUUACUGGUUGGUCAGAAAAUGAUCGGGGGGUUUCUUUCACUUUUGGUCCGGACGUGGUUAGUCGUUUCUUACAAAAACAUGAUAUGGAUUUAAUUUGUAGAGCCCAUCAAGUUGUUGAAGAUGGUUACGAAUUUUUUUCAAAACGUCAAUUGGUUACUUUAUUUAGUGCUCCAAAUUAUUGUGGAGAAUUCGAUAACGCUGGUGCUAUGAUGAGUGUUGAUGAAAGUUUAUUAUGUUCUUUCCAAAUUUUAAAACCAGCUGAAAAAGAAUCAAAAUUUUCAAGACCAAAUCAUUUAUCAAAUAAUAGACCCGUGACUCCUCCAAGAAAACAAAAAAGAGGUGUUCAAGAUUUAUUACACCCAAACGCUGCUUCCGAAGCUAAAAAUCACAAAUUGAAGACUUUAGUUCAACAACCAAGAUCAUACUUCAUGGAUGUUAAAUGUCAAGGUUGUUUAACCAUCACCACUGUUUUCUCUCAUGCUCAAACUGCUGUUACUUGUGACAACUGUUCAACUGUUUUAUGUACUCCAACUGGUGGUAAAGCUAAAUUAACUGAAGGUUGUUCUUUCAGAAAGAAGUAA
Hyphopichia burtonii NRRL Y-1933 is the source of this 1643-nucleotide messenger RNA. RefSeq names its product Metallo-dependent phosphatase. Gene Ontology annotation, biological process: translation. NCBI's taxonomy places the organism in Eukaryota, Fungi, Ascomycota, Pichiomycetes, Serinales, Debaryomycetaceae. Gene Ontology annotation, cellular component: cytoplasm; ribosome; nucleus. The transcript has 2 exons. The coding region runs from base 426 to 1643 and encodes 405 amino acids. Gene Ontology annotation, molecular function: protein serine/threonine phosphatase activity; structural constituent of ribosome. The record is from RefSeq and is a predicted model, not a curated record.